This is a messenger RNA of Lichtheimia ornata, 1143 nucleotides long. RefSeq lists its product as uncharacterized. Gene Ontology annotation, cellular component: nucleus; RNA polymerase I upstream activating factor complex. Lineage: Eukaryota; Fungi; Mucoromycota; Mucoromycetes; Mucorales; Lichtheimiaceae. The record is from RefSeq and is a predicted model, not a curated record. Gene Ontology annotation, molecular function: RNA polymerase I cis-regulatory region sequence-specific DNA binding. Bases 1 to 1143 code for a protein of 380 amino acids. Gene Ontology annotation, biological process: nucleolar large rRNA transcription by RNA polymerase I; transcription initiation at RNA polymerase I promoter. The transcript is spliced from 3 exons.
AUGGACUGCCGUAACUAUAACUCCAAUCUCGAAGAGUUCAAUUCACUCGGCAUCAAACCCGAUUCUGCAGCUGCAGCAGCAUCCGUUUAUCAUUCAACAAAUAAGCCUAUGGAUCCUAUCAACUACUAUCGUGCCACAACCCAAGACCCACGCACAUUGCUUUCUGGUCCCCAUCAACAAGAACAACCACCCAUGAUCCCACCUUCCCCGGCAACACCAGUAACAGCCCCCAAUGCUGCUGGUGCUGCUGGUGCCGGAGAUAACCCUGCAGCCAAUUUCCUUGAUCACUCGCUUGCAACAGGUUUUGGUGCAUACAACCAACAUCAUCCAUCACCAUUUUCUCCUCAUCAGUUCGAUUCAUACACAACGACCUCUCAUACGAGUGCAACAAUGUCUCCAUUCCAGGAUCACCGUCAUCAUCGUCAAGAUAUAGUGGAUUAUGCCUCAUCUUCACAAAGCUUUCAUACACCACCCAUUAUGCCAUACAGCCCUCAUCAUCAUCAUCAUCCGCAUCAUCAGCAGCAGCAAACGGCUUCCCCACUUUAUCAUCCUUCACCGGGUGGUUACAAUACAUUCAAUGCUACAUCCUUUGAUCUCGAUCAAAAGAAACGUAAAAUGAUGGAUUUGUCAAUGGAAGUGCCAACCACCAUGAAAAAGAAGUCAAGGUCAAGAAAGAAACGUCCAAAAGAACCCGAGGAUCCCAAUGCACCACCGAAACCAAAGCGAAGAACAGGACUUGACAAGCCUUUAAUAUUAAGUGCAGCGCUUUCGGCAUUCGUAGGUGGUGAUGCAGAGAUGUCACGACCCGAAAUUGUCAAGGUGUUAUGGAAGUAUAUCAAAGACAACAACUUGCAAGAUCCUGCUGAUCGACGCUACAUUCUUUGUGACGAAAAGCUCAAGACUAUCUUUGAUCAAGAUCGUAUCAAUAGCUUUGGCAUGAAUCGUGAUCUUUCGGCUCACUUGACGAAAAAGACAAUCACUAGUACAUCGCCUGCACCUGCUACAGCUACUACUACUACUACAAACGAAUUGUCAACGUCUCCUACAACAAGCGAACCUCCAUCUGCAUCCACUACUUGUUCAGUGCAAACGUCAUCCACACCUCCAUCCCAUAGCAACAAUAAUCCCUUGUACAUGGAAUGA